AUACCGAGAAACUCAAGAUCCGGAUCGCUCUCACUAAACUAAUCCCUCCCUCCCUCCCUCCCUCCCUCCAUGGAUGGAUGCAUGUGUGGAGAUCAUCUUCCUGUCACUCGGUCCCCUUUCUUGGCCGUGAGGAUCCAACGAUCGACUCGUCACACUUUCUCCUCACACUUUUUUCUCUUUCGCUCCCCUCACGUCUUGACUUGACCUCUUUUUUUUUUCUCGCUUCCUUCUUUGUUCUUCCCGUCCGAACUUACACUUCCUCCACUUCUGCCUCCCCUCUUCGCCGUUCCCACUAGACGCUUGGACGCGCAGUGGGCCUAGUUUCGUCACCAAUCGCCCUUCCUAGUCGCGUUUUCUCACCUUCCGCCUGAGACAUUGCUUUUUCCUCCUUGCUCUAUCGGUCGACUCCCUCCCCGAUCCUUCUGA
Messenger RNA from Aspergillus costaricaensis CBS 115574, 426 nucleotides. RefSeq lists its product as uncharacterized. NCBI's taxonomy places the organism in Eukaryota, Fungi, Ascomycota, Eurotiomycetes, Eurotiales, Aspergillaceae. The transcript has a single exon. The record is from RefSeq and is a predicted model, not a curated record. Bases 78 to 296 code for a protein of 72 amino acids.